UAUGUAUCUGACUUUCCAUUAAUAAAUAAGUAAAUAUUAAAAAAAAACCCAGAGAUGUCUUCUGAUGUGUGGCAGUUAAUAUAGAAUAAAAAAUUAUAUAUUAAUGAGAUAAUCAUGGUGGGUUAUGACUCACUUUUAGUCCUUGUUUAUACUGCUGUGAAACUGUGUGAUUUCACUCCUUUUUCUUUUUGGGGAUUAUGAUUAGUAGUGAAUUAAGACUGUGAAUAUAGACUUGUUAAAAUUAUAUCUGCAAAAGCAGAUGAAGAGAGGGCAGUGAUGGUGGGGAAUCAGAGGAAGAAGAGGGAGUGACAGAAUUUUGGUAGUUGUCUAGGAACUGUAUCUGUGGAAUGCAUAAAAUCUGUUCUCUUAAUACUAGUAAAAAAUAUCAAGAAAAAUGGAAAAGAAGACUAACUCAGCUUGGCCAAUAACAACUUUUGAGUUUUUCCCCAUUCAUGCAGUGAAAUUUGACAGAUAAAUUUCUUAUAGACUUACUAAUGUAUUGCAAAUGCAACUACACACAUGUGUCUCAUGGUAAUUUAGAUGUGUCAGCUUUUUGUGGUUUAUUUAAGGAUCUAUUCAAAUUCAUUCAAAUAUGACUUGAACUUACCUAAAGUAUUAUAUAUCCACAUAAUUGGUUAGGCUCUCAGGAGAAAUGUAUUUUUGAUCUAAAAAACUUUUCCACCUAAAUAUCUCCAGAGAUGCAUAAAGCAAAAUGUAAAAUCAUUGUUACUUCAUAGAAUAUCCUAGCUUCCACUAUGAUUUUGACUAAUUUAAUUGCUUUCUAUUAGUUGAUAAAAUCAAUUGUACUGAUCAGAUUUUUAUCUGAUGUCAUUUUUUGAAGUAAAUCUCUUUUUGUUAAGCCUUCCUCAUGCAGAUAAAUACAUGAAGGCCUACAAUUUGCUAGAAAAUUAAGCAGCAUCGAUAAUAUAGCUAUCUUUUGCAUUAGGCGCUUAGCAUGUGCCAUGUGCUAUUUUAAUACUGUGGAAGGGAUUAAAUUAGUUAAUUUAAUCCUCAUAACAUCUCUGCUAUGAAUUUGUUUUUACUAUUCCCAUCUUAUACAUAGGAAAGGAAGUUUAAGACUGGAAAGUUUUAAAAUUUUUUACAAAAGAUGAAUACUUAUAAAACAGUAGGUUUACUACAGGAAACCUAAUUUUGUUUUGUAUGGAGCUCUGUAUUAUUGCAGUAGGUAUAAUCAAUCUGGAUAUUUUCUGAUUACUUAAUUUAUGUUUAGAUCCUAAGUGAAUCCAAAGCACAAGGGACUGAAUCAAGUUCAACAGACAGAUUCAGAAAAGUUGGAAACAGGCAGGGAAUGGAUAUGGGACAUAUUAUUCUUAAAUGAACUCGUCGAAGACAAGGAGAGUGUUCGUAAAGAGCUUAGCUAGCUAGAUUAGAGAAAUUGUCUUGCCCCAUCUGUUCUAAUUAGCUUAUGUCUCCUGUUCAUAUGUCUUCCUGCUGGUUAUUUCAGAAAAGAGGUGACAGCUACUUUGAAAGGAAUUUUUUUUUUUAAUUGACAGUGACUUAAAAUGAUUUUGGAGUGCUUGUUCAUUGUCAAACAUAAAAAUUUAAAUGUUAGCACUUUGGUGUAACAAUUUGUUAUUGGAAACUUUAAGGCUUUGGACUCUGAAUUGAAGAUUCUGCCCUCUCAAGUUGCCUUCAGUUUUUAGCCCAAAUGAUUAUGUUUCCUCUUUUUGGAAAGAUUUCUCUGGGUAUUUUGAUAUUUACUCUGAUAGAAGGAGACCUUCCAUCAUUUACAGCAUCAACCUUUGUAACUUCAGCUGAGAUCCAGGACCCCAAGACUGCAAUUUCUUUUCUCUUGUCUGAAGAUUCUACAGAACCUUCUCUACCAAUGGAAAAGAAACAGCCUCUGGACCACAGACAAGCUGAGAGACGAUCAUUACUCAGAAGGCAGCGAGCCAUUCUUUUUCCCAAUGGAGUGAAAAUGUGCCCAGAUGAAAGUGUUGCAGAGGCAGUGGCAAACCAUGUGAAGUAUUUUAAAGUCCGAGUGUGUCAGGAAGCUGUCUGGGAAGCCUUCAGGACUUUUUGGGAUCGACUUCCUGGGCAUGAGGAAUAUCGUCACUGGAUGGAUUUGUGUGAGAAUGGAAUCACAAGUAUUUUUGAAAUGGGCACACAUUUUAGUCAGUCCUUGGAACAUAGAAGCUUAAUCAUGAAGAAACUGAUUUCCGCAAAGGAAACUGUAAGCAGCUCUGAAUUUUCAUCUCCAGUUCCUUCAGACCAUACUUCAACAGUGGGAGGUGCUGCUCUCAGGGUUCCAGAUCCAGCAGUGGCUUCUCAUGAAGUUGCCUCAGAGAGCAGCGUGGAAAGAGAAAAGGAGAGUAUCAGCAAUGAAAUUGAGGAUGUGACAGAUGAACCCCCGAAACCAGCAGCUGAACAGAUUGCAGAAUUCAGUAUCCACCUUUUGGGGAAAGAGUACCAGGAAGAGCUCCAGGAUCCCUCCAGCUUUCAUUAUCAGCACCUUGCAGAAGAGUUUAUUUCGGAGGUUGAAAAUGCAUUUUUUGGCUUACCAGGCUAUAAGGAUAUCCGUGUACUUCAGUUUAGGUCCCCAAAGGAAAAUGACAGUGGCAUGGAUGUUCACUAUGCAGUUACCUUCAAUGGUGAGGCCAUCAGCAAUACCACCUGGGAGCUCAUUAGCCUUCACUCCAAUAAGGUAGAAAACCAUGGCCUUGUGGAGUUGGAUGAUAAGCCCACUGCUGUUUAUACAAUUAGCAACUUCAGAGAUUAUAUUGCUGAAACACUGCACCAGAAUUUUUUGCUGGGAAAUUCCUCCUUGGAUCCAGAUCCUGAUUCCCUUCAGCUUAUUAGUGUGAGAGAAGUUUUGCUUCCCCAACCUGAAGACCCUAUUUUGAAUACACAAAGUCCAAGUCUGCAGGCACCAUCUCCGACUUUGGAUAAUACCUUUCAAGCUGAAUGGCCCUCAGCAGAUGGAUCCACAGCCAGCAGUAUUUCACCACUUGAUUUCAGCUCUGGUCCUCCCUCAAGCACUGACAGGGAACUCUCGCCAGAAAGUCCUUUGGGUGAUUUAGUGUUUACACUCGAUUUAGCCUUUCCCUCCAAGGUGGGCCUGGGUCCUUCCCAAGAGGCUUUAGAGGUUAGUGGCUUGACUCUCCAUUCUGUCACCCCAGCAGUGCUUCCCACUGAUGUGCCUGUGGCUCCUGAGGAGGGGACUUCUGGAUCUCACUUAAUAGGAGAUGGUGAGGAACUUGAAUCAUUCUAUUCUGUGGAUCCAUUGCCUUCAAGCUCAUUGACUGAGCCUGUGCCAAGAGAAGCAGUGCUGUCUGUGGAAGACUCUGGUAUAAUCUUAACAACCUCACCGCAUUUGCUUUCUCCUGCCACAUUAGAUAUUAUUACUGAAGAAAUAACUGUACCUUUUGUCUUGGAUUCCCUGGACUCCCAAGUCAAAGACCAACUAAAAGUGAACACUUUGCUGCCAGAAACAGUCAUGGUAGAAGAGUCCUUAAUUGAAAGUGGCUUUAGUUCUGGAUCUGGGCAAAUGGUGGAUCUGAUUACUUGGCCAUGGAGUAAGAUUUUAUUAGAGAAGAGCACAGAACCAUUGUCCAAAUCAUGGCUUGAAGAGAAGGAUUCACUUUUGCCAAGUGAGGGUGUAGGUGAGGAAUUAGUCAUAGGUAGUGAAGUGACUUCUGCAUAUCAAAUUAUUGAGCAUCCAGAUUAUGAACAGGAUGGUAGAUCCACAGACUUUGGAGAAAAGCUUUAUGGUGGACCUACAGUGCCAUUCAAUGCAGAGACUGCAACGCAGCCUGCAUCUCUGAUCAUCUCUGAAUACUCAUCAGAGGCACCUGACACUGAUUAUUACUCAGCUACGAAAGCUCCCCUUCUACUGGCGUCUGUAGCAAUAUCAUCUGUUGACCAGCCAGAUCGAGAUGAUUUCCUAAAGGAGGAAAUAGAACAAAGUACAAAGUCAUCUGAACAUGAAGGACUUGACAGCAAAGAUUCAGUGUUGUGGACUGCCUUGCCAGAAUCAGAGGCAGUUUGGGAAGCAACAUCUUCGCCACGGAAAUUGUCCAGAGUCACAUUGGCAAGGACACCACAGAGUAUCGACAGACUCUGGUCUAAAGCUUCCAUGACACAGUCUCCCAAAUUGCCUCCAACCAUGACCUCCAUCCCACUGGAGGAUGAAGUAAUCGUGGGUGUACAGGACAUAUCAUUAGAGUUGGACCGGGUAGGCACAGAUUACUAUCAGCCUGAGCUAAUUCAAGAGAAAAGUGGCAAGGUUGGUAGUUACAUGGAAAUUUCUACAAAUGUAGACGCUACAGAGAUGGCUGUUGUAGCUCCAUCCACUAAUGGGGGUGAUUCAAGCUAUACCCAGACAGGAGGAGCUUUGGUGGUUUUCUUUAGCCUCCGAGUGACUAACAUGAUGUUUUCAGAAGACCUGUUUAAUAAAAACUCUUUGGAGUAUAAAGCCUUGGAGCAAAGAUUCUUAGAGUUGCUGGUUCCCUAUCUCCAGUCAAACCUCACAGGGUUCCAGAACUUGGAAAUCCUCAACUUCAGAAAUGGCAGCAUUGUGGUGAACAGCCGAAUGAAGUUCGCCGAGUCAGUCCCUCCUAAUGUCAACAAUGCUGUGUACUUGAUUCUAGAAGACUUUUGUACUACUGCUUACCAAACCAUGAACUUGGCUAUUGAUAAAUACUCCCUUGAUGUGGAAUCAGGUGAUGAUGCCAACCCUUGCAAGUUUCAGGCCUGCAAUGAAUUUUCUGAGUGUUUGGUCAGUCCCUGGAGUGGAGAAGCACAAUGCAGGUGCUACCCUGGAUACCUGAGUGUGGAUGACCUGCCGUGUCAGAGUCUCUGUGACCUAAAGCCUGACUUCUGCUUGAACGACGGGAAGUGUGACAUUAUGCCUGGGCACGGGGCCAUUUGUAGAUGCCGGGUCGGUGAGAACUGGUGGUAUCGUGGUGAGCACUGUGAGGAGUUUGUCUCUGAGCCCUUGGUCAUAGGCAUCACCAUUGCUUCCAUGGUUGGACUUCUCCUGGUCUCUUCUGCUGCUAUCUUCUUCCUUGUUAAGACUCUUCAUGUUCACUCGAUCAGGGGAGAAAGAGAAAGGCCUUUUAGUGGUUCUGCCAGGCAGCCCGACAGCCUCUCAUUCGUUGAGAAUGCUGUGAAGCACAAUCCUGUGUUUGAAGGCCACGUGGCCGGAUGUGAGCUCUAUGAGGCAGCCGGUCUACAGCAUGCCUUCUGCAGCUCUGCUAGCGAAGAGGUGCUUGGUGGCCUGAGCAGAGAGGAAAUCAGGCAGAUGUAUGAGAGCAGUGGGCUUUCCCAAGAGGAAAUUCAAGAGAGAAUGAGAGUGUUGGAACUGUAUGCCAAUGAUCCUGAGUUUGCAGCUUUUGUGAGAGAGCAUCAAAUAGAAGAGCUUUAACCAUAUCCCGCGAUUAGAAGCCUGGAGAAGAUGGGGAUCACUUGUUACCUAUUUCAUAUAAUUAACAUGGAUUUUAAACCCUGUGUUGAAAGAAGACUUUUACCUUAGUUAAUAGAAGUUAAAUAUGAAAGUAUACCUUUUUUCCAGUACAAAUUUCAGAAUGUAGUAAGAGGAGUGGCAGUUUUUACUUGUAUGAAGACAAAAGCUAUGCUUAAAGAAAUUCAAAACUAUGUUGAGUUCUGGGAACUAUUUCGCAAAGAGAAAGCAGAUCCUGGCACUCUGGUUGCAUUCGUUGUUGGCGUCUGAGUCUCUACGGGUGUCUCAGAACUGUGCCUCCGCUUGUCCAGCAGGAAAAUAAGGUGAGCUGAUGAAGGAGAAUUAGUAGUAAGCCAACAUUUCACUGUAUUAUUACUUAUUGUCAGCUGGGAUGGGGGAAGCCUUUGAAGCAGUCUUAAUGUAGUUUACGUAGCCAGAUUUUUAGCUGUAUAGAUGUUUAAGUUUUGUUUUUAAAAUCUAACACCCAGGAAGUUUUUGAUUGCUGUAUUAUGGAAUUAGGCUACAUUUUUUACUAUUAAGAUUUUGAAUUUCCUGAGCACAAUGGUGAAGACUACAUUAUUGUUAAGUAGGUUGGUAUUGUUUUUUCAAGCUCUCAAUAGUAAUACAUAUAAAGACUUUUUAAAAGGUUAUAUAAAGUGGAAUUAAAAGAUGUUUUAGUGCAAAAAUUUUUGAAGGCUAGGCAUAGUUUUUUUUUUGAUAACAUGCAUUUGCGUGAACUUUUGGAAAUACGCUCAUUUGUGUAGUUUGGGAGAUUUACUUAGAUUACAACUGUAGUCACCUGGGCUGGGAGGAGUGGUUCAAUGCCACAGUGCUGAGAAUUCUUACUUUGCUGAUUGACAGGGUGCUGAGUGAGCACUAACUUAUUUUUUUUUGGCAAAUCCUGAAUUUUUCUAACACCUGGAGUACUAAUGUGGGAAAUAUCAAAUAGUAUAAAUUAACUCAAAUAAUUUAGAUCAUUUGUGUGGCUUAUUCUUUUUGUUAGACCACCUAUCUAAUCAAUUCUUACACAAAAUAAAGACAUUUGUUGCAGUUAAAAUCUUCAAGAAUGACGUAAAUAGGAACCAUUUACACCUUGCAUUCAUUUUGACUGAAAGUGAAAAUUUUACCUAGUGUUUUUUUUUUAAAGAUUUUUAAAAUUUUUAUUUGAAAGAUUUAUAAAGAAAGGAGAGACAGAAAGCUCUUCCAUUUGCUGGGUACAGGCCACAUGAAAGACAGUGAAAGUGUUGAAGACAUCUAAUCAUCAUUCAGCAAACCACCUGAGCAAAUGUGUGUGUGCAUGUGUGCACAUGUGUGUAGGUAGGUAACUCCUUAUCUCAGUAUUCCUUUUAUUCGCAACUCACAUAGUGAGUCGUUUAUAGGUUCAACAUAGUCAAGCCACUUUUGGAGACCUUUUAUAUUGACCCGUUUGAAAAAUAAUUGACAAUUUUCUUUAGACCGCCAAAUGUUAAUAAUGUUUGCCACUACUAAACACUUUAUUUGUAGAUAUUCCAAAGAUUCUGCUUAUGAUUUUUUUUAUUACAAAGUCAGAUAUACA
Messenger RNA from Ochotona curzoniae (black-lipped pika), 6977 nucleotides. RefSeq names its product interphotoreceptor matrix proteoglycan 2 (gene IMPG2). Lineage: Eukaryota; Metazoa; Chordata; Mammalia; Lagomorpha; Ochotonidae. Gene Ontology annotation, molecular function: heparin binding; hyaluronic acid binding. Gene Ontology annotation, biological process: visual perception. The record is from RefSeq and is a predicted model, not a curated record. The transcript is spliced from 19 exons. Bases 1670 to 5386 code for a protein of 1238 amino acids.